Molecule: messenger RNA, 7601 nt
Organism: Bacillus rossius redtenbacheri
Lineage: Eukaryota; Metazoa; Arthropoda; Insecta; Phasmatodea; Bacillidae
Product: serine/threonine-protein kinase dyf-5
Exons: 13
Coding region: 1274-2788 (504 amino acids)
Biological process (GO): intraciliary transport; protein phosphorylation; cilium assembly
Cellular component (GO): nucleus; cytoplasm; cilium
Molecular function (GO): protein serine/threonine kinase activity; ATP binding
Source: RefSeq, a predicted model, not a curated record
GCAAAUUUGCAAUUUACAGCUAUAAUAAUCUUGUAAACUGCAAAUGUGUGUGCAUUUUAGAAAUGUAUGUAUGUCUAAAUAAAGGGUUGUAAAUUAUUGUUCUAUAAACGCUACAGCUCAACAUAUAGCAUAGCUGUAAUUAACUAAAACAUUCUACUAUUUGCUAGAAGUACCUGUUAAAAGAUCAGAGUUAAUUAUUCUAAAAACAGUUUUAGGCCAAAUAACUUCAAGCCAAAUUAUUUAUGCCAAACGACUUUAGAGGAAAUAAUUUAAGGUCAAAUGACUUUAGGCCAAAUACGUUUAGGUCAAACGUCUUUAGGUCAAAUAAGUGUCACAAAAUUAUUUUAGGCCAAGCGACUUUAUGUCAAACAAUUUUAGGUCAAAUGACUUUAGGCCAAAUAACUUUAUGCCAAACGAAUUUAGGUAAAACUAUUUUAGGUCAAAUGACUUUAGGCCAAACAAAUUUAUGCCAAAUGGUUUUAGGCCAAACAUCUUUAGGCCUAAUGACUAGGUAAAAAACGUUUAGGCCAAGUGAAUGUUCUGAAACAGUUUUUGGCCAAAUAUUUUAGGCCAAACGAUGCGCUCCCGUAGUUUAUACAUAACUGUAGUCUGUUCCUCUAAUUGGACUGUUGUGUCGUUGCGUGAUGUCUGAGUGCGUUAGAGUGAGAAUGUGAGUGGUGGGUCUGUGCCAUCUGCAUCAAUAACACGUGGUCACCAUGGAGAUGAUGGUCUGGCCCCCGAAUGCUUAAUGAGCGUGCAGCAGGUGUCCUUGGACGCGCGCAGGUAAUCAAUAGUGGGAUGUGGCAGGUGAGACGAUGGAGGCCAGGUGGUCACUGGUAAACACGGGAGUGGCGUGUGACAAAGCGUGAUCCAUGCCGUGCUCGCUGGCCCAUGUCUUGUGGAGGGAGUGUUUUCAGCCGUGUCGUCUCUCGCCCACAGCUCACCCUGUCAAGUAACAUUGUGUCUGCUGGUUCUCCUGGAUAGUUAAUAUCUAAUGGAGCUAGUGAUUUUGUAGGGCGCAUAUGUGCAUAUACCUUUGUAAUGGUUUAUUUAUUAACAAUGAUACCUGAAACAUAGUUUUACUUUGGCAUGGUUGACUUUUUUUUUUAAAUGUAUUAAAUAUAGUCCCGAAAAUUGUGGAGGAAAUUGUUUCCUCUCCCUCCAAGGACUCAUCCAAGGGGGUCGGAUGGUGCCUGAAGACUUCGGGCAGCACGUCAUAAUCAACUGACUUCAGUUUUCCUCAAUUUUGAAAAAUUGGGAUGAAGCCACUCGGAUGAAGAUGAACCGCUACAUAACUCUCAACCAGCUGGGGGACGGAACCUAUGGAUCGGUCGUGCUGGGCCAGCGCAUCGACACCGGGGAGAAGGUCGCCAUCAAGAGAAUGAAGAGAAAGUACUAUUCCUGGGAUGAGGCGAUGAACCUUCGGGAAGUGAAGUCCUUGAAGAAGCUCAGUCAUGCCAACUUGGUGAAGUUGAAGGAAGUAAUUCGUGAGAAUGACACCCUUUAUUUUGUAUUUGAGUACAUGAAGGAGAACCUGUACCAGCUGAUAAAAGACAGCAGGGAUAAGCUGUUUCCGGAGCCCGUCGUGCGCAACAUGACGUACCAAGUGCUCCAGGGACUGGCCUUCAUGCACCGCCACGGCUACUUCCACCGUGACAUGAAGCCAGAGAACCUGCUGUGCAUGGGGCCUGACCUCGUCAAGAUCGCUGACUUCGGGCUGGCCCGGGAGAUACGCUCACGCCCGCCCUACACCGACUACGUCUCUACUCGCUGGUACCGGGCCUCGGAGGUGCUGCUCCACUCGACCAGCUACGGCUCGCCCAUUGACCUGUGGGCCGUUGGCUGCAUCAUGGCCGAACUGUACACCUUCCGUCCCCUCUUCCCGGGCAACAGCGAGAUCGACCAGAUAUUCAAGAUCUGCUCCGUUCUUGGCACACCCGACAAGCGAGACUGGCCAGAGGGCUACCAGCUGGCAGGAGCCAUGAACUUCAAGUUCCCACAGUUCUCUGCGGUGCCGCUGAGUUCCGUGGUGCCCUCGGCAGGCAAAGAGGGCAUCACGCUCAUGAGCAAGCUGCUGGCGUGGAAUCCUGGCCACCGGCCCACUGCUCAGGAGGCCCUCAGGCACCCGUACUUCCAAGUGGGGCAGAAGCUGAGCUGUGGCACGUCCCAACAGCUAGAUGCAACCAGCCGGACACGCAGCAACGCCACUCUCUCCCAGAGCUUCCUGGCGCAGGGCAGCGCAAGCCUGGUGUACGGCCUCAAGAUGUCGCAGGCACCCGUUGACAAGCGGGCGUGCAGGCUGGGCCCGGACCCCUCCCAGGAUGACACAGACCUGGCCGAUAUCUUUGGGGUGAAGGUCAGACACGCAGAGCAGCAGGAGAACCGGCCUGACAACUGGGGGGUCGCGCCCCCGCCCCAGCGCGCCAGCCCUGGUAUCAAGAGGCUCAGCGCCAAACAGCACUACUUGUCCGUGGCCCGCUACGUCGCCGGCCAGAGCACCAAUGUGACCAGGGGCGGGCAAGAAUGGGCAGAGGAGCAGGGCCUGAAAAUCCGCGGGCUGGACGCAGGGCUGUGGUUGGCCCGCCCUAACGCUGACCCUCUGGUGUCGGCCAAGAAGCACUACCUGGGGCAAACGCGCUACAUCGCGGGCCAUGGCACCAAGCUGCGCGACCUGACUGGGGGAGUUGUCGUGGCAACGGACAGCGCGAAGGGGACACGGGUGCCGUCCGGCCGCCCGAGCGCAGGAGCUCAUGGUCGCACCGACUGGGCUGCCAAGUAUCUGAAAUGAAUUCUGUGGUGCAUCAUGUCAGGUGCCUCCAAGAAACUGUGAUAAACAUUAUGUUUUGUCCAAUGACUUUAAAAUUUUCUCUUCAUGGUUGCUACAGAAAUAGAAUAUUAGAAUUCCCUGACUUUCUUUUGAAGUACGUAUCAUAAAUAUUAACAUGCAUAUAAUUAAAUGUAAUAUAAAAAUUUCAGCAUGAGGUAAAAUAAGGUUUUUUUCUGUUAUUUUGACGGUAGAAUUGUGAAUGCUGCAAAAACGGUUAAUAUUUAUUUCAAUAUGUCUAUAUUAAACACGAUUACACUAAAAAUUCUAGUGGGGCCAUUAAAGAGGACCACUUUCGUUUUUACUGUAUAUUGAGCAUUUAGUCAUAUGAACACUUACUUAAGCAUAUUUCAUUUCACCUGCAAAAUAACUUUAAAUACUAUACAAAUUACAUAAAUACACAAUUUAAUUUACACUGUAAAAAACCCACUAAGAGUAAAAAGUUUAAACAAAAACACAUGAAAAAAUUUACAUACUAUCCAAAAACCUCACCAAAAAAUUAAGUUUUUGAAGACAAUAUCACCAAAAAUUAUGUUAAUUGCAUAUUGUAAGCUCAUAUAGCAUAAAUUACAUCCAUGAAUUACUAACCUCCUUCACUAAAAUCAUAAAUACAUCUUUGGAAUUUCAUCUUUGAAAUAAGUUGCAUUAAACUGUCAAUCACAUAUACUUAAUCAUAAUUUUUGAUGUAUAGAACUAAUUAUGUUAAGAAACUAUAUUACACAAAUUACGUAUAAAACAUAUUAAUUCUUACACACUGCAAUAAGCUCUCAGGAUGUGAAAUCAGGCAUGGAAAACAGCAAUUUCAGUGUAUCUAUUUGUUUUCUUUGUUUUUAAGCCAUGUUCAGCACAAAUCAGGUUGCACAAAGUGGGCUAACAUACACUAUAAUUGUCAUGAAUUAUACAAGGUUGCGUAGUUAAAAAAUGAAAAAAAUACACAAGUGUCUACACUGCAACACCACCGAGGAAAAAUAUACAAAUACAGGAGAAUCCCGUUAUAGCGAGCACGGUAAUACUGAGAACAUGGCUAUAACGAGGUCUUUUUGAGGAAUUUACGGCGUGAACGCGUAAUAAGAAUAUCUGUGUGAAAGUAUGGUGCUAAACCAAAAACAAUAUUGUGGGCCAUUUUAGCCCGGCCUAACUGCAUUCGUGCAGCAAUUUUACUGUCAGGAAACAUUUUCGGAAAAAUGUCAACAGCCUUUGCUGCAACAGACAUUGAUGUGUGGUUUAUCACAUUUGACAAGCACCACAAUAUUUCUGCCUUUGAGACCAUCCCUCAAUAGGUACUUGUUGAGACCAUAUAUCUCAGAAGUAACUGCACUGCUGCUGAAUGAAGAGGAUGAAGGCUGAUGCUUUGUAGGCGACUCUGUCACCACUUCAGGAUUGCUCAGAUUUUCGACUUGACCCUUGUUAUCUGGGAGCGCCUAGAAAACAAAAACAAGAACUCAAUCCAUUUACGGAAUUUAAUUUAAUUUUUUUAAGUUGGCAUGUGUAACAUAUCAAUUUUCAAAGUACCUGUAGGUUUAUAAAUCCAGUUUUUUUUUAAUGUGAAACAAUAGUUGAAUACACCAAGACCCUUACUAAACCCCUGCUGUGUAACCAUUUGGGCUCAUUAACUAAAAAUAACAAUUAUGACAUUGUUUAAAAUUUAUAAAUAUAAAUGAAAAAAUAAAAGAACAAAAAACUUUUAUUUACUUAUUUUUUAUACCUGAUUUAAGCUGCAAGGUUGCAGUUCAAUAAGCUCAAUAGCUGAAGGAGAGUUUAUUGCAAUUAAUGCCAACAAGUCUUACACAAAAAAUUUAAGGUGAAAAGUAAGUAAUUCAAAUUAUUAUUACCAAAUUGUUUUACACUAAUUUAGAAUGGUUAUAGAAAUACUUAAGCUGUUGAAUUUAAAACACAAUAUACAUACAAGUAGGGCCAUAAGAAUAAAUGUUGACAGUAGCUAAUUAUUGGAAUAAAUAAAUGAAAUAUAUGUUACUGGAAUAAUGAUUUAAUACUACCUUUACUAUUGCUGAAGGAUAUUUUAAUAAAAUAUUCCAAGUUAAUUGCUUUUGUGAGGUUUGGUUAGAUACAUUAUAAGAUACCUGCAGAGGAAUAAUGUUGCUAUUUGAUUAGGUUAACUAUGUAUCAAAGACUUUUUAAUAUGACUAAGUUCAUCAAAAUUUUACAAAUUCAUUUCAAUGGUUGGUUAACCAACAUCACUGUUUUACAGUAUUUAUAAUGUAGAUAAACUACUUGAAAAAUCAAAAUGUGUUCUUGCAGAAUGAUUGGAAAACACAUCAGGAAACAUGUGAAUGCAUUAAUUUAAGGAUUUUUUUUAAUUUUAUGUAAAAGUUUUCUCCUAAAGAAUAACUCCCCCUUUUUUUUUUUUUUUUUUAAUCUAGGUUCAAAUAAGUACAGUAAGUCCUCUAUUUACAUCGUUUCGGAUUAACGUUGCUAAUGUUUGAGUACUCAUGUUUCAAUUUAAGUUGUUGCUGAUUCACAAUAACGUUGUUUACAAUUACCGUAAAUCUUUAUUUUAACCAAAACACCGUAUAUAAUUAGUUUAUAAUUCUUUGUUUCCUUUGGUAGUUAAUUUAUGCUAUGUAGCGUAAGCUACACGUUCACCGCCUUAUCUUAUCAUAUAUCAUGAGGGACGCUUCCUGCUCUCCGCUGCUCUCCGCGCGGUGAUGCAAUACUACCAGCCCGCCCGCUCGGCCACCCACGUAUCUCGCACGUAGAAGUGUUAUCUACUUCCCGCAAUGACACAGCAUUUUCUCCUACCCCUUUUCAUCCAACUCCUUGGCACUUAAGUCGCUAUGAUAUCAUUGAGUUGGCCGGAGUUUUAAACGUGCCGUUGUUAACUUUAUCAUGAUUAAAUGCGUUUGUAAUAGGCCUACAGUAUCAGCUCACUGCAAUUUAUGAUUUUUUCUUCAUAAGAUGUCUUCCAAACGACUAUAUAUCUGUUUUUAUAUUUCAAUCAAUAAAGGUAAUAAAGCAGCUGGUUAAAUAACCAUUCUAUAAAGCUGAGAAGUACUAGUUGGACUUGUUUCCCACGCUGUCGGUUGUCAUUUGCUGAUAAAAUUGCCCGUUGUCACGUCUGUAUGCCAGCGCUUCCGGCCGACCUUGGGCCGUGGCCGGCCGGUGGCAUGAAACAUGGCUCAUUUUGCGUCGUUUCUAUUUACGUUGCGGUUUUCAGGAACGUAACCCCGACGUAAACCGAGGACUUACUGUAACUACUUUCAAUGUCUACUGCCAUUAGUAACUACAUAUUAAGCUUACCACUGUCAUAGUAAAAAAUUGCUUACCUCAGAAGUAAUACUUGCCGUAAACAUUUGAAUAGCAUAGCUGCUUUCCUUCGCUAAUACUUUAGCUUUGUGUUGUUUUUUCCUUCGACAUGGCUGGUGAGAGCUCUUCGACCCAUAUUGCUGAGUUGAAUACUUUCGUAGCACAAACUGCAGUACGCAGAAUUUAUGUUUUUAGCAGAGGGUUUGAUAUGCUGAAACUGUGGCUCCUUGAGCCAAUUCUCCUUAAAAGUAGUUUUAUUCGACAUCUCUAAGCUAAAAAAAAAGUACUUGUUAAUAUUCUCAGGUUAGGUUAAAAUAUUAUUGUUUAUGAAUUCUUAAAAAAAUAUAACUACACAAAUACAAAAACUAUUACAAAUUCACACCUAGCAAUAUAACGGGCCUACUUAGAGAAUUACAAUAGCAUAUUACAAUAUGCAAUACUCUUACAAUCUUACAAUGUUAACUAACGAUUCUGGGGAAAAACAUGUUCAGUUAUGCAUUUUUUUUUAUACACAAUGUGUCACACAACAGAACUCAUGGAUUAUAACGGUAAAAAAAAAGCAAUUAAAAAAAAUAGUUAGAAAAAAUGCAAAAACAUAACCGCAUACAAAAGCCACGUGUUUUCGUAUCAGCUUGGUAGUUUUAAAAAUGAGAAUUGGUAUUGCCUCUUUAUCAAACUGCACUUUAUUUUCUUAUGAUCGCAUCAAAAACUAACUUUACCUGAAACAACGCCUUUAAAUUCUCGUAAUAAGCUUUGUACUCACCUUAUUUCACGUGAAAAUAGCCUUCAAAAGAUAAACGACGCCAUGCCCGUUCUGUAGUUCACUGCAUGGAACGGAACAUAAUACAAAGUCUCAAGGGCAAAUUAGAAAAUAGCAAAACACGAACAAAUGAAGGUCUGGGUUCGCUAGUGAAUAAACGAGUGCCUGGAUUGGCCAGAAGUUAUGGUGGGUGGUUUUAACAGCAGCCUAUUGCAACGGAGAAUCGUAGACCAAGUUAAAAAAAGUUGCAUUUGCAGUGUGCCUUAAGCAGCAGCCUUUUAGCGGAGUCGUUCGGUAGCGGUACGAGCGGAUCAAAACAAAGGUUUGUUUGAAUUAUACGCAACUUUAAAAUUUCCAGAAUUCAUAGAAUUUUCCCUGACAUUUCCUGGAAUUCCCUGACCAUUUAAAUUUCCCUGACAUUUCCCUGUUUUCUAGUCCUGUAGCAACCAUGCUCUUGUAACUUUUGUAGACUAGUUUCUUACCAACUUUAUCAUUGUAGAAUUCAACUUGAUUUUAAAAAAAAUUACACAAUGUAAAAAACUCAUUUUCUUUAAGCAUACUAGGUAAAUCACGUUUAUGUAGUUAUAGUUUUAUGUUUUUACUGUUGUAAUUUUAAGUUUUUACCUAAAGUCAACAUCUGAUAAACUGGGUCAUAGCUAGUAAUUUACAGUUUAAAAGAAUGUAUAGCUUAAUGUUAUUUAUGAAUUAAAUAUGCCAUUGUACAUAUAACAAAAUAAAUGUUUUGUAAUAAAA